GGGCCCUGCGCCGACGCAGCCUCCACGCCUGCAGCAGUGGUUGCGCUUUUGCUUUGAGAAUCGAGAGCGGUGAGGGCGCAGCCGGGCACUGCGGGUCUGCCAAGCUUCAUUGAAGGAGGGUCUGCAGUGCCACCCAGUGUGAGUGCUGGGCACUGGGCUGCCCACUGCUUCAGCUGGUGAUUAUGAGUUUCCAUGUGGGAUCACACCUCGUUGAGCACUGCCAGCAGCUGCAGUGACAUUGGGCAGCUUCUGAGAACACAGCAGCACAGCUCAGACCAAUGCACAAAAGCUCCUGGGCAAGGGCAUUGGGCAGUCAGGUCUCUGAGCCUCUGACACCAACACCGGUGCAGGAGGGUCUUAAACAUUCUGAUUUCAGCCUCAGGUCAACCUGGUGAGGAUGGUGUCACCACACUGGAACAUCAACCCCACACACCUACACGGCCACAGCAGUAAAAUUCAUGAAGAACAAAGGCAGAUGGUGCCUAGAAGGAGGGGAAGCAAAGCUUUGGGGCAGGGGCAACAUUGAGCUUGAAGCCCCCGACACACACUAGGAUUGGGGCACUGGGGCCAUGGAGAACAGCUCCAGCUGCUCCACCAGCACUGACCUGAAGCCCUACUACGCCAUCACAUAUGCAUUCAUCCUCAUCCCUGGACUCAUAGGAAACGUGUUGGCUUUGUGGGUUUUCUAUGGCUACAUGAAAGAGACAAAAAGGGCCGUGAUAUUUAUGAUCAACUUGGCCAUCGCCGACUUAUCACAAGUGUUAUCCUUACCCCUGAGGAUUUUCUACUACUUGACCGGGACAUGGGAAUUUGGAGGAGGCCUCUGCAUGCUCUGCUUCUACCUGAAGUACGUCAACAUGUACGCCAGCAUCUACUUCUUGGUGUGCAUCAGCGUCCGCCGCUUCUUGUUCCUGAUGUACCCCUUCCGAUUCAGCGACUGUAAGCGCGUCUGCGACGUGUACAUCAGCAUCGUGGGCUGGGUGGUGGUGUGUGUUGGCUGCCUGCCCUUCCCCUUGCUGAGGCUCACUCAGAACACUACCAAUGCGUGCUUUGCAGACCUGCCCGUGCAGGAGGUGGACCUUCCCACCUCCAUCAUCAUGAUGACCAUCGGGGAGCUGGCGGGCUUCGUGACACCCCUGCUGAUCAUCCUGUACUGCUCCUGGAAGACAGUCUUAUCGCUGAAGGAAAGGAAUUCUGCUUCACCUGAUCUCGGGGAGAAAAAAAAGGCUCUGAAGAUGAUUCUCACCUGCGCUCUGGUGUUUCUGAUUUGCUUUGCGCCUUACCACAUCAGCUUCCCCCUGGAUUUCUUCGUCAAAACCAAGAAGAUUAAGAACUGCUGCAUCCAGGAGGUGAUCUCGGUGUUCCACGCUGUUGCCCUGUGUCUCGCCAGCCUCAACUCCUGCGUGGACCCAAUCCUCUAUUACUUCACCACAGAUGAGUUCCGCAGGCGGCUGUCUCGGCAAGAGCUGCAGGACAGUGCCCCACUGCACAGCCAUGGCCAGCAGCACGUGCAGGACACACUGCAGGACAACGUCCCUCUGAAUGCUCCUGGCCAGCAGCACACCCAGGGCAGAGUGCAGGACAAGCCCACUGAUGGUUAGCACAGUGCCCGUGGUUUUGGGGUUUCGCCACUGAUUGCAGAAAGGAUUUGAGCUUUGAGAAAGAAAAAAGACAAACUUGAAAAAGCCAUUGUGCUUUAAUGUUUUGGCUGAAGAUUUUCCCUUGUAUAAAUAACUCCCUGUAGUUCCCCAUUCCUGAGCUGGGCAGCCAGGAGCAGGGCAGAGAGUUAUGCUGUCACCUUGCCAAAUCACGGUCACGCCAGCACCACACAAGGGGCAGCAGAGAUUUGGGGGAUUUCCCUAUGCAGAAUUUGGUCCUAAAAGUGAGCGUACGGUCCAGCAGUGUAUUCUCCUGUAAAAGGAGUAAAAGGCCACGGAGCAAUACAACUCAUUUCCGUAGGGUGCCCAGAGCCCACUUUGUGCCAUGCUGACCACAUCCAGGAGCCUAAUGGCCUUGCUUUGCCAACAGUUACCCAGGCAUCCCCCUCCUGAGGGUGCAGCAGAUGACAAUUCCCCAAACCACAAUACCACUCGAGUGCCCAGACACUAUUUCUCCACCCUCACUUUGCUUUACCACUAGUUAUUUUUCUACCAUCAAUUUAAUUUCUGGAUCAGGGUAAGAAAUAGCAGAACACCAACAAGCAAAGCCUGAAGUCCUCUUUGCUGCCUGUGAUAAGCUUUAAGCAAAGGUUCCUGCUCUGAGGGUAUUCAUUCAGGCUCCAGCAAGCCUCCUGGGUCCCUUUUUUACCCCAAAGAGUGGCUCUGCAGCACUGCACUACCAUCAGCACAGCACUGAGCAUCCAACAACUGCAAUAUUUGAGCAACUUCCUGUAACCUUACAGAGGCCACUCGUGAAGUUCAGGCCCUUAACCCCAGCUUGGCUGAGAUGCUGUCAGAGGAACCAAAGCUGUCUGAAGCUUAAAGCAAUAGGAACCCACUCUUUGCUGAGCCACAUAAGAGGCACAGAGAGACUUCUAAAGAAAUACUCAAGGCUGGGUGGAUUUCUAACAGUCUUGCUUCCAACAAAAAUCAAGCAACAGCAGCUUUGCGCUCAUCUGGUGCCUUGUUUGCACCUUCUUGUCAAACUGUUAUGGGAACAUUUGAAAUGUUACGUUUCCAAAACAUAAAAAUACUGUGACAAUAUGAAGACUUUAUUUAAUGGUAAUGCUGUUUUGUAGAUUUAACUUAUGAAAACAUAAAUAUUUUGUAGGAAAAAAUGACAUGAAUCCCAUUUUCCUUUGUCAGUUUAGAACCCUUCCAUUUAAUAAAAGAGAACCCCACUGCCA
This is a messenger RNA of Coturnix japonica (Japanese quail), 2845 nucleotides long. It is a transcript of the gene GPR174, whose product is annotated as G protein-coupled receptor 174. Gene Ontology annotation, cellular component: plasma membrane. Gene Ontology annotation, biological process: positive regulation of Rho protein signal transduction; phospholipase C-activating G protein-coupled receptor signaling pathway. Lineage: Eukaryota; Metazoa; Chordata; Aves; Galliformes; Phasianidae. Gene Ontology annotation, molecular function: G protein-coupled receptor activity. The record is from RefSeq and is a predicted model, not a curated record.